ACUUUGGAAAUAGUACAAAGGCGAGCAUGAAAACAAGACCCCAUUGGUUGUUGCCUAGUAGUUCUGUUGCUCUUAUAGGGUAUACGCAUUCCUUGGAUCUUCUCUCUCUUCCUCUCUCUCUCUCUGUUGCUUGAAAGUGUUCCGACACAGCUCCUACCAAAUGGGGUUUCUUCUCCGUGCAGUCUAGGAUUCCAAGCUGCUUCAGGAGUUAGACUGAAGAAUAGAGAGAAAGCUAGUUAUAAAUUGUUGCCAGGAGUGGUGUAGAGGGUAUAUAUGACAAUGCAAACCACCUAUUUCAAGGAACAUGCGGGAAGUGCCCAUAAUCCCACUGGGCAAUUAUCGUCCGCUGCAGCAGUGCCUUGGUGGAGUGGGCUUGGAUCUCAAUCAGUUUAUGAGGAAUCUUUUGCUCAAUUGAAGUCUUUAUCAAUGGAACAUCCCGGUAAAGGAGACCAACUCACUGCCAUUAAACAAGUGGAGCUGGGUGCAGAAGAUGGAACUGACAAGGGGAAUUCCACUCAGUUCACUAUAUUUUCCGGUGAAUGCAAAAAUUCAGAGGAUGCACAAAAGCCUCAGCCACUCCAGGCAACCAUCUCUAUGCAAUCAACUAUCCCAGAAUAUCAAACUCGUUUUGACCUUGGAUUUGGUCAGCCCAUGGUCUGUGUGAAGUAUCCUUAUGCGGAUCAAUGUUAUGGAGUCUUCUCAGCUUAUGGACAUCAAGUUAUGGGACGUAUCAUGCUGCCUCUAAGCUUGACAACAGAUGAUGGACCAAUAUAUGUAAAUGCUAAGCAGUAUCAUGGAAUCAUUCGGCGACGGCAGUCCCGUGCAAAGGCAGAACUGGAGAAUAAACUGACAAGGGCUCGCAAGCCAUAUAUGCAUGAAUCACGCCAUCUCCAUGCAAUGCGUCGACCAAGGGGGUGUGGUGGCCGUUUUUUGAAAAAGAAUCUGAAUGGUGGGAAGUGUGGAACUGACAUGAAAAAGGUUGCUAACAGGCAACUUUCUCAGCCUACUGGAUCUCAGAUUUCUGAAGUUUUGCAAUCUGAUGGUGGAAAUAUGAACUCACCAAAGGAAGCAAAUGGCAACCUGUCAAAACUUUUGGGAUCAGAGGUGACUAGUAUGUAUUCAAGGCGAUAUCUCCAUCAGUUCCCUGUCAAUAAUGUUCAAGCAUCUGUUGACACUCUUGUUGACAUGAUGGACAGAGGACAUGGUAUAGUUAUGCCCAGUAAGUGGGUUGCAGCAGCAGAUAACCGCUGCAACCCCAAAGCUUAAUAGCAAGGAAGACUGUGGGCUUGGUGUUAGGUUUCUAGCACCAAACCCCAUCCUUGCUGCAACCAAAUAGAGAGCUCUGUUGCAUUUGCUGUUAUGGUUUUUGCAACAGGUUUCAAUUCAAAAGUUUGCUCCAUCAGUACUUGGUUGCUCUUUGAAUGGUAAUUCAUCCUUGGCUCAGUGGCACUAAGUUCUUCCUCACCACUCAGUGGUAAAGAGGCUAUCUUAGUGCCCCCUAUAAAAAUAACUAGACUACUAUAAGUGGGUUUGUCCUAUUGACUGAAUAAGAGCAUGAACUCUGGAUAUCCAUGUUUGUGAUCCUAAAAAUGCUGAGGUUUGGUGUGGUUGAAGUUACUAUCUACUGUGUGAAUUUCUGUCUUUUUUUAGUGAAGCAGCAUCUUUGUAGAACCUUUUGUUUGUGGUUGUACUCAGUAACUUUGUCUGCAUAAUGCAUCCCUGCUGCUCACUGUUUGCAGAUUAUAAAAAACUUUUUGUGCA
Messenger RNA from Vitis riparia (riverbank grape), 1761 nucleotides. RefSeq names its product nuclear transcription factor Y subunit A-10-like. The coding region runs from base 274 to 1266 and encodes 330 amino acids. Gene Ontology annotation, cellular component: CCAAT-binding factor complex. Gene Ontology annotation, biological process: regulation of transcription by RNA polymerase II. Gene Ontology annotation, molecular function: RNA polymerase II cis-regulatory region sequence-specific DNA binding; DNA-binding transcription factor activity, RNA polymerase II-specific. The transcript has 6 exons. The record is from RefSeq and is a predicted model, not a curated record. NCBI's taxonomy places the organism in Eukaryota, Viridiplantae, Streptophyta, Magnoliopsida, Vitales, Vitaceae.